Molecule: messenger RNA, 4431 nt
Organism: Conger conger (European conger)
Lineage: Eukaryota; Metazoa; Chordata; Actinopteri; Anguilliformes; Congridae
Exons: 5
Coding region: 86-2086 (666 amino acids)
Source: RefSeq, a predicted model, not a curated record
UUCCCGUUUUCCUUCUCCGUUCGUUCCUCGGAUCCCGCGGCGAGCUGACUGUUGCGGACACGCCGUUUUGUCUGCCGGCGAGGGGAUGGGCUGUCGGCAUUCCGGGCCGUUGUUCGAAGACGGAAUGGGGGUCCACGGGCAGGACCUCGGUCACACCAGCCAACGAGAGGCGCUUCGGAUCCUGAGCACCUACGAGCAGCCAAUCACGUUACAGAUAGAGGGUCAGCGGGCAUGCCAGCGGGGUCUGCAGCUCCGGACCUCGGACUGCAGCACACAGACAGAUCGACUGUGGGACACGGUCCGAGGCCUGGGGGUCACGCCGGGGUCAGCAGCCAGGAUCAACACCUACACCGACAAGCCCUGUCGCAGUCACAUGACCCUGCCCCACGACAGCUGCACAGCAUCCGAGUACCUUCCCAGCAUGCACUACAGCAUGGAGAACAUGGCUUAUAAAAACCCAGGGCUGGCCAGCUGUGUACCCCAAGGACAGAGCUGUUUGCUUGGAUGCUGCAAUACUAACAUGGAGGAGCCCAGCAGCUUCUUGAGCCAGACAGAGGAUGAGGAUUUUGUGACAGAGAGGCCCAUGGGGUAUUUACCCCUCAUGCACGAGCUGGACAGUGGGCUGGGGUGGACGGACGGCAGUCUCCACCAGGGGGAGCUUUCGGGGAUGGAGACGGAGGAGGGGAUGGAGGAGCACACCAGCCGUGGAGGUUCCCCGUCCUCCGAAUCGUUCAUCUCCUCAGAGCUCAGCGACUCGGGCUUCUACAGCGUCAGCACCGGCGAGUUCCGCCGCUUCCAGAAGCUUCUGGAGCGCAGGAUCCGGCUGUACCGCGCCAGGGCGCUGGCUCCGGGGGACCAGAGGGAUGGGCAGAAGGGGCGCAGGGAGCUGGAGUCCAUCCCUGAGACGCUGACCCUCCAGCCUCAGACCGUCCGCCCCUCGAGGCCCGCUGGGCCGGGCGUGGCACACAGGUGCACCAUGGGAACGUCGGCGGUGCAGUUCCGGAAGGCCGGGAGCCCCUGCCUCAGCAGGUGCAGCUCCAGCACGGGCUCGCUGUUCCGCCUCCAGCCCGGGACCUCCAGCUGCAGUACCCCCUCCUGCCAGAGGAGGGCCAUGAUGCACCGGAACCCCUCGGCAAGCUUCCUGAAGAGAAGCAGCACCCUGCAUCGCUCUGCCCCUCACGCGCUGGAGAGGCGGAGGGCCAGUCACCCCGCGUCCCCCGACUACUGCAGCACCGCCCUGCACCACCACGGCAGGAGGCUGGCCACAGAACUCGCCGAGCGGAGGGAGCAGGCCCAGAAACGGCAGCCCAGCUGUGAGGUCAGCACCAGCCCCUUACACCGGGGACCCACCAAGGACCCCCGCGGAGCUUUACCCAGGGAGCACUGCUGUGGGGGCAGCAGCAGUAGGGUGGGCGUUGAGAAGCAGGGGAGGAGCUUCAGCAGGGACGUCAUGGAGAGGAACGCCGCGGAGAGGAACGUCAUGGAGAGGAACAUCACAGAGAGGAACAUCGCAGAGAGGAACAUCGCAGAGAGGAACAUGGCGAGAGAACGGGAGAAGCGCUUCCACACGCUCGGCCACUCGCAAGACAUCCACGAGACCUGGCCCAAACCGGCCAACCGCUGCUGCCAGCGAGGGGGCCUGUACAGCACCCUGGACAACCACUCCGCCAACUCCCAAAAAGACCUGGCCACCAACCCCCGCGCCCUGCGCAACCAGCUGCUGAAGGAGCGGGCGUCGCGGCUGGCGGACGAGCGCGGGGGGGUGACCACGGACGAAGAGUCGCACGGCGAGGUGAAGACGGGCCGCUACUGGAACAAGACGGAGCGGCGGCAGCACAUGCUGCUCGCGCGGGAGCAGAGGCUGCAGCAGCAGCACCAGGCCCGGGGAGGGGCGCCCGCGCCCGGGGACGCCCGCUACGGCUCCACCGUCCUGGAGCUCAGCCACAGGAAGCUGAGCCGCCUGCGCAACCGCAAGCUGCUGGACAGCUGGACCACCGUGGAGGAGCUGCUGGCCCACGGCACCAGGCUGGGCAGCACCGAGGAGAUCCUCUGCCCCAGCUCGCUGCUGUCCGUCACCACCGUAUAGCGCUGUGUGUGUGUGUGUGUGUGUGUGUGUGUGUGUCUGUCUGUCAUCACAGUAUUGCGCUGUGUGUGUGUGUGUGUGUGUGUGUGUGUCUGUCUGUCAUCACAGUAUUGCGCUGUGUGUGUGUGUGUGUCUGUGUGUGUGUCUGUGUCUGUCACCACCGAAUAGCGCUGCGUGUGUGUCUGUCACCACUGCAUAGCACUGCCUGAGUGUGCGUGUGUGUGUGUCACCACCGUAUAGCGCUGCCUGUGUGUGUGUGUGCCACCACCGUAUAGCACUGCCUGUGUGUGUGUGUGCCACCACCGUAUAGCGCUGCCUGUGUGUGUGUGCCACCACCAUAUAGCGCUGCCUGUGUGUGUGUGUGUGUGCGCGUCUGUCACCACCGUAUAGCGCUGUGUGUGUGUGUCUGUCACCACUGUAUAGCGCUGCGUGUGUGUGUGUGUCUGUCUGUCAUCAUAGUAUAGUGCUGUGUGUGUGUCUGUCACCACCGUAUAGCGCUGUGUGUGUGUGUGUGUGUGUGUCGGUCACCACUGUAUAGCACUGCCUGAGUGUGUGUGUGUGUGUAUGUAUGUAUGUAUGUACAUCCGUUACCACUGUAUAGUGCUGCAGGGUGUGUGUGUUUCUGUGUCUGUCAGCACCAUAUAGUACUGUGCGUAUGUCACCACAGUGUAGCGCUGCGUGUAUGCGUGUGUGUAUACAUAUGUGUGUGUGUCUGUCAGCACUGUAUAGCGCUGUGUAUGUAUGUCCGUCACCACCGUACAGCCCUGCGGAGUGUGAGCGUACAUGCGUGUGUUUGUGGGUGCGUGAGCACGUGUUUGUCUGCACGCCUGAGCUUUUUUCACCAGGCGUGGCUACCUCCUGUGCUUGGCGUUUUGAUGUGUUUACAGACAGUAUUAAUUCUAAUGCUAUCUUUGCCACUGUAAAUCUUGUGUAAAUGGAGGGAAUUCUGAUGAUUGUUGAAUCUUUCUGUGUGAGGACUGAGGUGGAGGCACAGCUUUUGGAAGUGGUCACAUAAGCCAUCAGUCAACAUGAUGAUUGAUGGACAGGUGCCCUGGUGCCAUGGGAUUCUUUUUUACUCAGAAAAUGUCCAAUCGGACAAUGGGAAUUGUCAGUAGUCAGAAUUGUUUAUAAUUUAGAAAUGUGACAAUUCUAUCAGAUUGAUGAUAUAUGACAUUGUUUUGAAAUGGAGCAUCCAAAACUUUGUAUUUGUAUCAAGUUGGCUGUGAUGUUGAACCACUUUCAUGAAUUUAGCCUUAUCUGUUACACAUGUAAAUUUCAUUGGCCUUAAGAAGCCAUCAUCAAUAUAAAUUAUCACAAUUUAUCAUAAUUUGUCCUCUACCAUCUUUAAGUAGUAUUUAUCAAUGACCAGAUUAAUGUAAAUCCUUCUGUUAAAUUCAACACUUUAUGAUGAAUUGUCACACUUGCAAAGGUUCUUUACUAGUCAUGACAUCACUGCCAGUAACUUGAAUAUGAUUGGAUGUUGAUCUGUCUGCACUGUAUUGCCCUCUCCUGAUCACUACAAUAAUCCCAGUUUCACAGAAGCUAUUGUGAUUAGUGAGGGGCUGUUUACACUUUUCCAAACUGCACCGAAAGCAGUAACUUACGUCAACUGCCUUUGCCAAAAGGGAUGAUUUCAAAUAGACUAGGAUGCGAAAACCAGAACAGCACCAAUUUCCUAUCAGUCUGCUUGAAACUCAGGAAAUUCUUUAUAAAUGUGGGAUUAAAAUAAUGUACAGACAGGGACACAUUUCCCUUAUGGGACAUACGGUCUAAGAGACUUCAUUGACUAUUUUCAGUGGCACUCAAACCCCACUGUGUCAUAUUUUGCACUUUGCUGAGGGUGUCCUAUCUAUGUUUAAGUUGGCUCACUAAUUCAGAGCUCUCUCACAGCAUGUUGACUAGUUUCCCCAAACUCUGUCAUGUCGCAAUGGCAUUAACUCUAGGAUGUGCACAAAGCCCUGGCUUUCCCCGGCCCAUCUUCCCCACGCAGUACGCUCUCAUACAACAUGAUUCCGACAUUCUUUCACCGCCAGAGCUUAUCAAUAUUUUUGUGUGCCGCAUCAGAUGCAUGAGUCAAACUUUCUCAACGCUGUAUGAAAGCAGGAGUUUGAUGCCAUUCUCUGCAAUGCGUCGUUAGGAUUAUUGUCACCAAAAAUAGCCUGUUAAGUGAAAGCAAACCCCUGCAGGUAGUGAUGGAGCUUUCCUCAGCUCUGAUUACGAGCCCUGCCGACUCAGUCUGGUUCCCUGUCUGUGAAGUCACUCUUUUACGAUUGCUUGUUUCUACUUUUGACGAUACCUUUGAAUAUAAUGUACAUGUGGCUGUAAUAAAGAUUACAUUUUAAUAGUGA